CCAUCUCCCACUGAGCAACAUUCAAGUAACAAGCCAUGGUCCUACUCUCAUCACUACUGUUCCUCCUUGGAUUCCUCACCUGGAGUCCCAGUGCAUCAUGGGCUGCUAAAGUGAUCGUGGUCCCGCCCAUCAUGUUUGAAUCUCACCUCUACAUCUUCAAGACGCUGGCUACAGCUCUGCACCAAGAGGGCCAUGAGACCCAUUUUCUCAUUUCAGAGGGUCGUGAGGUGCCCCCCUCCCCUCACUAUCAUUUACAGCGCUACCCGGGGAUCUUUAAUAGCAGCACGGCUGACAGUUUCCUCCAGUCCAAAGUCAGCAACAUUUUCUCAGGCCGCCUGACUUUUCUGGAAUUGUUUGAUAUUCUUGAUCACUACUCUCAGAAUUGUGACGCUGUAGUUGGCAGUGUUGAGGUCAUGACCCGCCUCAAGGAAGCCAAGUUUGACCUGCUGCUGGUGGACCCUAAUGAGAUGUGCGGUUUUGUUCUCGCUCAUAUCCUAGGUGUGCAAUAUGCUGUGUUUAGCACAGGCCUAUGGUAUCCUGCUGAGGUGGGUGCCCCGGCCCCACUUUCAUACGUGCCCGAGUUCAACUCCUUGCUGACAGACCGCAUGUCGUUGAUCCAGAGGAUCACCAAUACGGCUGUUUACCUGGUGCAGCGUUUUGGAGUCCAUUAUAUUGCUCUGCCCAAAUAUGACCGGAUUAUGAAGAAACAUGGAGUGAAGCCUCAAGCGGCCAUGGCUGACCUGGUGCAGGGCAGUCGACUGUGGAUGCUUUGCACUGACAUGGCUCUGGAGUUCCCCAGGCCCACCUUGCCACAUGUGGUGUACAUAGGAGGAAUCCUCACCAAGCCCCCCAGCCCGCUGCCACAGGAUUUUGAGGCAUGGGUGAAUGACACAGCAGAGCAUGGCUUUGUUGUUGUGUCAUUUGGAGCUGGGGUCAAGUACCUCUCCCAUGACAUUGCUUACAAACUGGCAGGUGCCCUUGCCAGGCUGCCCCAGCGUGUCGUCUGGAGGUAA
Sphaeramia orbicularis (orbiculate cardinalfish) is the source of this 1013-nucleotide messenger RNA. Its product is annotated as 2-hydroxyacylsphingosine 1-beta-galactosyltransferase-like. The record is from RefSeq and is a predicted model, not a curated record. Gene Ontology annotation, molecular function: N-acylsphingosine galactosyltransferase activity. Gene Ontology annotation, cellular component: endoplasmic reticulum. NCBI's taxonomy places the organism in Eukaryota, Metazoa, Chordata, Actinopteri, Kurtiformes, Apogonidae. The coding region runs from base 36 to 1013 and encodes 325 amino acids. The transcript has 3 exons. Gene Ontology annotation, biological process: galactosylceramide biosynthetic process.